AUGUUCUUUGGAAAGAGCUUGCUUAUUGUCGUUCUUGUAGCCAUUCUCGGUGUCAUUGCUUGCAAUGUUGUUAGUGCUGAGGAACCAGUUUUCACAUGUUUCGGUUUGAAAUCCACUGAUAAGGGUGUCUGUUCUCGUAGAGGAAAAUGUGUUGGCAAUAACAAGUGUGAAUGUUUUGCCCCAGAAUUGAGCGAACCAAAAAGAUGUAGAGCUACUGGUUUAAAGAAGCCAAAGAAGGAAGAAGUUUUCACUUGUUACGGAAAGAAAUCCACCGAUAAGAAUGUCUGUUAUGGAAGAGGAAGAUGUGUUGGUAAUAACAAGUGUAAAUGUUAUAACAGAGACAAGAGUGCUGCUUGUGCACCUGAUAGAGAGCACAGUGAUCUCAGAAGAAAGUUAAAAGACUUGUCUUUGAAGAGAAAACAAAACAAGACACAAAAUAAGGUUAGAAAGCCAGUUUACACCAAAAAGUCAGUUAAGAAAUAA
Naegleria gruberi is the source of this 483-nucleotide messenger RNA. RefSeq lists its product as uncharacterized. The coding region runs from base 1 to 483 and encodes 160 amino acids. The transcript has a single exon. The record is from RefSeq and is a predicted model, not a curated record. Lineage: Eukaryota; Heterolobosea; Eutetramitea; Acrasida; Naegleriidae.